Molecule: messenger RNA, 1287 nt
Organism: Tuber melanosporum (Perigord truffle)
Lineage: Eukaryota; Fungi; Ascomycota; Pezizomycetes; Pezizales; Tuberaceae
Exons: 2
Coding region: 103-1287 (394 amino acids)
Biological process (GO): response to nutrient; branched-chain amino acid catabolic process
Molecular function (GO): catalytic activity
Source: RefSeq, a predicted model, not a curated record
CGAUGAACUCCCUCACCGCCGACAACGCCUGCGAUCCGAAUCAUACCCCAGCAUCUCGCAAUCCAUUCUCCUUAUAAUUUCCUUACCAUAGAAGCUUUAAUGAUGAAGAAUCCGUUACUGCCACUCCGCUCCCUACACCCUACUAUCAAAGUCCCCCGACGGAGAUACGCUGCGCUCAGCUCCGGGGUGCUAGGGAAGUUGAAUGUCCCGACAGAUUACUCCGCUUCAUCAUACCUUGCCCACACCUCCUCUCAAACCUACAGGCUCCACACCGACCUCCCAGAGCAGAUCCGAUCCAGCAAAACCAAGCGCACAAACUACUUCACAGCUGUGAACGAUGCCCUCCGUACAAUCCUAACAACAGACGACAAGUCCCUGAUCUUCGGUGAGGACGUCUCCUUCGGCGGGGUCUUCCGAUGCACCAGCAAUCUCACAGACUCCUUCGGCAGCUCCCGCAUCUUCAACACCCCACUAUCCGAACAGGGCAUCAUCGGUUUCGCCAUUGGCCUGAGCGCGAGCGGGUACACCGCUCUUCCUGAGAUCCAAUUCGCGGACUACCUAUUCCCUGCGUUCGACCAAUUGCACAAUGAAGCCAGCAAGAUGCGCUAUAGAUCCGGCGGUGCGGAGAUCUUCAACGCUGGACGCAUGGUAGUAAGGAUGCCGACCAGUGCGGUGGGCCACGGUGGGCUGUACCAUUCGCAAAGCCCCGAGGGCUUCUUUUUAGGAAUGCAGGGGAUUACAGUCGUCAUCCCCAGAUCCCCUGUUCAGGCGAAGGGCUUAUUAAUUGCAGCUGCGAGGGGCGAGGACCCGGUUGUUAUCAUGGAGCCAAAGACUCUCUACCGCGCUGCUGUGGAAGAGGUGCCACUAGAGGAAUACGAGUUACCGAUCGGUAAAGCCGAAGUGCUUCAAGCCGGCACCGACGUCACACUGGUGACCUACGGGACAAUGGUAUACGUCGCCGAAUCCGCGGCGAGAGCCGCGAAGGAACGCUUGGGCGUUAGCGUCGAGGUCAUCGACCUCCGGACCGUGAGACCGUGGGAUAAGGAGACCAUUACCAAGAGCGUUAAUAAAACUGGUCGAUGUGUUGUCGUACACGAGGCCAGUCGAACCGGCGGCGUGGGUGAGAGUCUGGCCGGGGAGGUGCAGGAGAGGUGCUUUUUGAGGCUCGAGGCCCCCGUUACCAGGGUUACCGGGUGGGAUACCCCUAUGCCGUUAGCAUUUGAGGGGUUUAUGGUGCCGGAUGUUGUGAGGGUGUUGGAUGGGAUCAAGAGAACCAUGGAAUAUUAG